Scophthalmus maximus (turbot) is the source of this 2462-nucleotide messenger RNA. RefSeq names its product EI24 autophagy associated transmembrane protein (gene ei24). The record is from RefSeq and is a predicted model, not a curated record. The coding region runs from base 247 to 1269 and encodes 340 amino acids. NCBI's taxonomy places the organism in Eukaryota, Metazoa, Chordata, Actinopteri, Pleuronectiformes, Scophthalmidae. Gene Ontology annotation, cellular component: endoplasmic reticulum. Gene Ontology annotation, biological process: macroautophagy. The transcript has 11 exons.
UUCCCAUGGUGCUUUGCGGGCGGCGCUUGCGCAAUUUGUUUUUCCUACGGCCCUGGCUGCUGCUGGUCGGAGGGUUGUUGUUGAUGUGACAUUAAAGCAGCUGAGAGAAAGAAGUGACGAAGUUAACAGAACACUGACCCUGUCGCUCGAGGUUGCUGGGUGAGCUCCUCCCUACCAUGAGAGCUGACCACCAGGUCCCCAGCCCCCCCUCCUUCUGCAGUUGAUGGAUCUGCAGCUGGUCCAGAGAUGACAGACAGCGUCAGGGCCUUCCUGCGCAAUGUUGCGACGGGGAUCAAGGACUCCAUAUUGGGGAUUGGAACAAUCUCCAAGCUGGAUGCUCGCAUCCAGCAGAAAAGGGAAGAACAGCGGAGGAGAAGGGCCAGUGGGGCCCUUGCACAGAGAAGGGCACAGAGUGAGGAGCGCAAACCAGACAAUGAACCCAAAGUAGCCAGCAGGAUUUUUCAGUGCUGCGCCUGGAAUGGAGGAGUGUUCUGGCUCAGUCUGUUUCUCUUCUACCGGGUUUUUAUCCCAUUACUGCAGACUCUCACAGCAAAAAUCAUCGGUGACCCCUCCCUCCAUGGCAGUGUGUGGUCCUGGUUAGAGUUCUUCCUGACCUCCGUCUUCAGUGCUCUCUGGGUUCUCCCCCUGUUUGUCCUCAGCAAGAUAGUCAACGCCAUCUGGUUCCAGGAUAUUGCUGACCUUGCGUUUGAAGUAUCUGGCUGUAAAGCUCAGCCGUUCCCCAGCGUCAGUAAGAUCAUUGCAGACAUGCUCUUCAACCUCCUCCUUCAGGCACUCUUCCUCAUUCAGGGUAUGAUCGUUAGCCUCUUCCCUAUCGAUGCCAUUGGACAGAUGGUUAGCCUCCUGCACAUGUCUCUGCUCUACUCCCUGUACUGCUUUGAGUAUCGCUGGUUCAAUCAUGGCAUCGAGAUGCACCAACGGCUGUCCAAUAUUGAGAGGAACUGGCCCUAUUACUUUGGCUUUGGUCUACCAAUGGCUCUGCUGACCGCCCUGCCCUCCUCAUACAUCAUUAGUGGCUGCUUGUUCUCCAUCCUCUUCCCUCUAUUCAUCAUCAGCGCAAAUGAGGCUAAGACGCCAACUAAGCUGUACCACUUCCAGCUGCGGCUCUUCUCCCUGGUUGUGCUGAUUAGCAACAAGCUUUUCCACAAGACAGUCCACCUGCAGUCGUCCCUGACGUCCUCCACCUCCUCAGAGAGGCUGUCCUCCCCUCUCACUUCCCCGACCCGCCAGAGACUUGUGCCCAACCAGUGAUGGAUCCAUUCGAAGGAGUUAUGAUGGCAAAACUAAUGAGUGACAUCACUCAAUUAUGUGAAAAAGUGAUUCAUCCAGUAGGAUUUCCCUUGAUGAAGAUGACGUGGCUUAGGAUGAAGGGUUUCCCUGUAUUUUCUAAUCUCUGACCCUUUGGUUAUUCAUUUGCAGUAAACCACCAGACACAUUUUCAGUGUGACAUAAAAAUUGACUGCCAUGUGCCUCACGCUCAAAACACAUUAUACACUCAACUGUUGACUUUUUUUCUUUUUGUGAAUUUUCUUUCACAGUUUUUUUGUAUAAUGUGCCAUUUCAGUGAAUCUCCUUUAAUAAAUUACAGCACAAUAAAUCACGUAGUUUUAAUAUGUUUAAGCAAACUUGUGGCUACUGAAGGGGCUUGUCAGAAGCAAAGCACUAUACAUGCAUACUGUACAUGAUUUCUUAAUGUUGCAAGUCACAUUCCUUCCUCACUGUUUGAAUGCUUUCUUGCACAUGGAUCUGUUUGUCUGUCAAAUGAUGGUGUCCGAGCAGUUCCAAGAAUGACCUUGUACAGUAAAAAGGAGGAUGAUUUUUUUUUAUCCUGUUACAGCUUAGUUCUUUCUUCAGUUCCCAAGCUGCUAUAAUACAGAGUGGUGACCUUAGUAGUAGAAUCCAAAUGAUAAAGUCACUAGUUGUGUGUUGACGAAAGGUUUACCUGGUGUCUCAUCCCAAUUUCAAAUCUCACUCCACUGUCAGAUGAGACUCCAGCAAAGGAAAAACUGUCAGUAUUUUCAGUCUGUAUGAAUCUAGUAGGUGAUAGGUGAGAUAACACUGCCAAACUGCAACGUCUGUGUUUUGUUUAUUUCACCACUACAAAGCUAAGCUCUGUCAGAAGGAGUCCCUAUGUUUUAAGUCUGUGUAUCUGGGUGAUCAGCCUUAACCUGCUUGCUCCAGUCUUCCCCAGAUAGCUGAAGCAAAUAUAACUCAUCCCUAAAAAAAUUGGCUGUGUGCUUAAUAGAUCCUGAAUUUUCAACCACAGGCCCACCACCACACAGUAGCCCAGUCACAAAGAUUUCACUCGCUCAUCAGAGGAGAGGGACCUUGAUUUUGAAAGGGUGUAUUGUAAGAAGAGAAUAGUGUUUGUGCAGACUGAUGUUUGUGAGAGGAUUUGUAAAAGUAAUACACGUCUUAUUUCAAUAAAAUUGGUCUGUAUUCAA